GCUCCUCCCUCCUCUCUUUUCCAAAUCCCGAUGCUUUGAUUUACUACUGAUUUUUUUCAUCAGAAAGCGCUAAUUAUGGUUUAACUCCGCUAUAAACAUCUUGUCCCGCCCCGCUAUUUUAAUUUCAAUCCAACUUGAAACUUAAAGCAGGCUAGCGCAACACUCGACACGCAGCGUCGUCCUCUCGGCCACUUUCACCAGCACCCACCAGCAGCAUAGCUUCCUCUUUUUCCAUAGAUGGAAUCAUGGAAGCUCAACCUCUCUCACUUGCAGUGCACCCACCACCAGUCCACCACCGCCACUGUCCUCUCUCCCUUUGGGUCACUUCUCUGUUCCCUCCACCAUUUUCCCCAUCAGCUCUGCAAGCUGCGUGCUGACGCGGUCGAACCUUUCCUUGUUUGGAGGCUUUCUCUCCACCAGCGCAAGCUCGACACACACCAGUGUCUAUGAAGGAUAGCCUUGCCCUUGUGUGCUUUGCAGGGACUAGUGUCCAAAUCCUAAUCCUAAUGCUUUGAUUUGCUACUGAUUUUUGCAUCAAAUAAAAAACGCUAACUAUGGCUUAGCUCCGCUUUUGAUUUUAACUUAGCUGAAACUGAAACCAUGCUAGCGCAACACUCGACACGUAGCGUCGUCCUCUCGGUCACUUCCUUCCACCACCACGCACCAGCAGCGGAACUUCCUCUUUUUCCAUAGAUGGAAGCUCAACUUUUCUCUCUUGCGGAGGCUUUCUCUCGACCAGCGCAAGCUCGACACGAGCGUCUCCCUACGCCAUGUAGGGGUGUCAGGGCAUCACUUGUGUGUCUCCCUGCCAGGAGGAACCGCACAGAACAAUGUGAUUUGACUCACAUAUAGGCACAGGAGCAUCUAGGCGGGCGUGCAAGGUUCAGCACGCAGCAUUUAACGUUGAGGCCCGAAGCCAUUGCUGUGCUUGUGCUCUGCCCCCCUUUCUUUCUCUCCCAAAACCAACCGAGGUAGAGUGAGGGAAAGAGGAAGAAGCAUUUGCUGCUCUCCACCGUGCUUCCACCACCACCACCACCACCAAGAGAAAGAGGAAGAAGCAUUUGCUGCUCUCCACCGUGAUUCCACCACCACCACCACCAAGAGAAAGAGGAAGAAGCAUUUGCUCCUCUGCGCCGUGCUUCCACCACCAGCAGCCCCGUCGUCCUCUCUACCUCUCGCUUCUUCCAUCACCACCACCUCAGCUCAAGCCAUGGCAUCCUUGGCCAACCUCCUCAUCUCACUUUUCUCGCUCACCCUCAUGCUCCUGCAUGCUCCUGCACCUGCGUUAUGCAACGACCUAGGUGCAGGCCUCUCUCCAGGCCAUCACACAUACAUUGUGCUGCUGAGGCCACCCGUCGAAGCCGGCAGCGACGACGACCACCGCUGGUGGCAGGAUUCCUUCCUGCCAACGCCUCUCGCCGGCUCCGAUGAGCCACGCCUCAUCCAUACCUACACUGAGGUCUUCACGGGGUUUGCCGUGAGGCUCACCGAAGACGACCUCGCCAUGGUGUCCCAGAGGAAGGAGUUUCUGCGGGCGUUUCCAGACCAUCUCUGGCGCCCCAGCACCACUCACACUCCGAAGUUCCUCGGACUGGAGAAAGAUGCCGGGCUGUGGAAGGACACCAACUAUGGCCAAGGAGUCAUAAUCGGGGUCCUGGACACCGGCAUAUACGCAGAGCACCCUUCCUUUGAUGACAGUGGCAUCCCGCCACCCCCAUCAAAGUGGAAGGGCUCAUGCCAUGGCGCUGCACGCUGCAACAACAAAUUAAUAGGUGCCAAAUUCCGUAAUCCCAGAGCAUAUGAUUCCGGAGAUGACACAGGGCAUGGAACACAUACCUCGUCCACCGCAGCUGGGAACUUUGUCAGUCAUGCCUCAGCCCAUGGCCUCGGCAGGGGCACAGCUGCCGGAAUUGCUCCACAUGCACACUUGGCCAUGUACAGGGUCUGCAUCAUUCUUGGGUGUGCAUCCUCGGACAUAGUUGCCGGGUUAGAUGAAGCCGUCAAGGAUGGUGUUGAUGUGCUUUCACUCUCCCUCGGCCCCUUUUUUGAUGUCAACUUCACUGAUGACCCGGUUGCCAUUGGCACAUUCAAUGCGGUAGCAAAGGGUGUUGUUGUCGUGGCUGCAGCUGGUAACAACGGGCCAAGGUCCUUUAUUGCCAACUCUGCACCAUGGUUGCUCACAGUUGCAGCUGGCUCGGUGGACCGAAGCUUCCAGACCGUUGUGCAGCUUGGCAAUGGCGAGCACAUCAGUGGGGAAGCUUUCAAUCAGACUGCGAACUCAAGCUCCAGCUCUGUUCCUCUGUAUUGGAACAAACACUGCAAGUCAUCAUUGGCUGGAAGAAAUGUGGCUGGCAAAAUUGUGAUUUGCCAUAACACAGGACCAAUGAAUGACACAGGGUCAGCAAUCAACCAGUCUGACAUCAGUGGCAUCAUGAGUGCCGGGGCGGCUGGCAUAGUCCUGAUCAACAGGAAAGAUGCUGGCUUCACCACCCUUCUGGAGGACUAUGGCAGUAAUGUUGUGCAAGUGACUGUGGCUGAUGGCAAGAAAAUCACAGAGUAUGUGAGGACAACAAGCAAAGCCAGUGCCAAUGUUAUAUACAAGAACACUUUACUUGGCGUCCAUCCAUCUCCCACCGUCGCAGCAUUCUCAUCCCGCGGUCCCAGCACAUACAGCCCCGGUGUGCUAAAGCCAGAUAUAUUAGCACCCGGGCUCAACAUCAUUGCUGCAUGGCCACCGCUCACCAUUCUUGGAUCUGGGCCAUUCAACAUUAGAUCAGGGACAUCCAUGUCGACUCCACAUGUCAGUGGAAUCGCUGCGCUUGUCAAGAGCUCCCAUCCUGAUUGGUCUGCUGCUGCUAUCAAGUCAGCCAUCCUCACCACAGCUGACAUCACGGACAGCGCUGGUGGCCCGAUCUUGGACGAGCAGCAUCAGAGGGCAACCGCGUAUGCCAUGGGUGCUGGCCAUGCCAAUCCUAUAAAAGCUAUUGAUCCGGGCCUUGUGUAUGACCUUAGCAUCACUGAGUAUGCUGGCUACAUAUGUGCUCUCCUCGGUGAUCAGGGCUUGGCAACCAUUGCGCGUGACCCGACAUUGUCCUGCAAAAUGCUUCCCAAGAUACCAGAGGCACAGUUGAACUACCCAUCCAUAACAGUGCCACUCAGGACGAGGCCAUUCACGGUGAACAGAACCGUGACAAAUGUGGGGCCAAUAAAUUCAGUAUACACACUGAAGAUGGAGGUUCCCAAGUCUCUGAGAGUGCGAGUCUACCCAGAGACGCUGGUGUUCUCCAAGGUUGGACAAAAGAAAACAUUCAGCAUUACGUUCCUUUCAAUGCUUAGGUUCAGUUGGGCACUAAUGACUAUUUCGGGUGCUUUGGAAUUAGAUUAUGAUGAUAUUAAGGUCAUCAUCAAUCUACAUGAGCAAAGGAGAGAUAGUGGCCGCAGCGUUGCCGCUGGACGGUGCACACUGGAGCUGGAGUAUGCAGCCACGACAGAGCUGCUCCGACAUCACUGUAGGUUGAUGUUCUCUAUCACUCCUGAACACCUUGAACUGUCCUCUAAUUGAUCUAGAGAUUUCUGGGACCUAAAAUGCUCUUGUGUGCUGAGACAAAAUCCCCAAAUUGAUCCUCUAAUUCAAAGGACAGUGAUUUCUGGGACCUAAAAUGCUCUUGUGUGCUGAGAAAAAUCCCGAACUCUCGCCUUUAAACCCAGCAUUUAUAUUAGGCCUAAAUCCAUAAUUUAUACUGAUGUUUAAAUCAAAUUCCCACCUCAAUGGUUUCUGCUAUAAAACUGAGGUGAUGGUGCUGUUAUGUCCUAAGUAUUUUGUGCCUUAAACCAUUUCACUAUUUUCUUCAUGUCGCCAGCUUUCCGUUAAUGAAACCAUUGUGGUGACAUGGGAUUUGUGCUUGUAUGUGAGAAAAAAAAUAUGAUGGCAUGAAGAAAAACACCUUUGUUUGAUGCAAUUGCUCUUUUUUGUUCUUGCUUGCUGGCUUUGUCUCUACUCUGGAUGCAACUGCUUUCUCUUUAGGAAUGCUUCUCAGCUCCUCCCCCUCCACGACAGCCAGCAUUGGUGGUCUCUCAGUUUUUUUAUGGGGAAAGAGAAGUGGAGACAGUGGGAAGGGGGGAACUACUGCCAGGUGAAUAACUUGGAACCCCAUUGUCACUGUUAUAUCUUCUUCUAUUCUUAUCUUUCCUCCUCAAGCAAGUAUACCCAUUUUUUUUCUCCCGAAAAGAGGGUAAAAUCCCCCAUCAUCCAUUGAAGCAAGUGAACCCAUACCUUGGUCUAGAUGAUCCUUUUGAUUCAUUGGUUAAGCUACCAUGCUUACACUAUUUGAGCCCCCUUGUAUGUUUACAAAAACGAUUCGUUCCGUUGCUUUCUUUCAGAUAUCUACUGUAUUCAGUAAGAUGAUUUGACCUUACCUGAAAACUGGAUUCAUGAAGAAGCCCAAAAAGUGCCGGGCUUAGUGCAACCCAGUUCCUAGCCAGUGUGGGGUUGUGCCAUGGAUAUUUGGAGUUGGAUGGGAGUGGUAACCCAUGAUGCAUUUCAGAUUUCACUAUUGUGGUAACUAUUUGGGGAAGAUUUAAAAUGGCUCCCUUCUUUGUGGGCCAAUGUGUGGUUACCACACGACUAACUAUGAUUAGGCAGUCUUUUCUCUUCCCUUCCCGCAAAAAAAAGUCUAUCUUCACAAUCUGGACAUGUUGGAGACCAUUAUUUCUCCUCUGCCAUAGUUUGCUGCUGCCAUGUUAACUGAGAGUUGGUAGCCAAUAUCAAGUGAUUUGGAAAUUUUGUUGGUCUGAACCAUAAAUGUGAUGAUUUAUCACAAUUGUCAUGUGAUCACGAUUUUGUUGAUCACAUUACAUCUAUGCUCUGUUUGUUUGUUUGUUUGUUUGUUUGUUUGUUUGUUUCAUCACAAUUGUCAUGUGAUGAUUCCUGCCCUUUUGUGUGGUCUCUCUCUCUCUCUCUCUCUGUGUCGCAUGUUAAAUCCCCCAAAUUCGAUGGAUGCCUGCUCUUCCUGCCACACUGACAUCAAUUUUUAAAAUUUAUUUGACAAUUCUGCACCAAAUUCCUCUCCUAUCUCGCAUCGGAUUUCAGUGGAACGGGCGAAGAAAAUCGACCGCGCGACACGGCCACCCGAUGUUGGUGAACGGCGAAUGACCUUGCUGUCAAGUAUGCCACUUUGCACUUUUGUUUCACUAAUUGACACCUGCAAGUAACAAGUCCUGAUAAUUUAAGAGACUUGUUCUUGUAGGAUGGCAUUGGAUGUGCAUGAAUUGGGCAUCUGGUUCAGCUAUGUUAGGUUGAUACCUUCUGUGCAGAAGGGAUGGCACUGUUAAUUUUCUCCCUUUGGUUAUUCUGUUGUCCUACAAGGCUAGCUUGAUGUACAUGGCUGGAUAUGCAAUUGGCCUGGGAUGCAAGGUUUUUAUGCUCGUAGGCUCACAUGAUGUACUGAUGGUAACAUUGUAUAUUUUAGGUAUAAGGAGGGUUUCUUGGCUGCAUUGCCUCCUCCUCGCCACCAGCCAGUUAUUUGCUGCAUUUUCAUGUCAAAUUUAAGCAAUUGAUAGUUCAUACAUAUUGUUUUGAUUAUCACGCUGGAUACAAUUGAGUUUAAUUUCUCACAAAUGAUACGAGUUUCUGUUGGUGGUGGCUCGAGCGAUGCAGGACAUCGGUGAGUACAGCGGCGUCUACAGCUGGUGGGAGCGGCGGUCAAGAUCAUGGGCAUGGCUUGGGGAGUGGUGCUUGUGUCGACCAGUGAGGGGCGCAUCUGCUACCAACAUGCCAAGGAUCAGUAGGCGUGACUGAUGAUGCAGAGCCAUUCCUGGGGUCUCGACGAUUUGGUACUAAUUUAAAUUUUAAUUACUGCGAAAUAUUCUCCAUUAUGCAUGAUGCAUUUGGUUCUUAUAACAGAUUUAGUAUUAUGGUGUUGCUUUAUGGGAUUAUGAACAAAGUAGAUUUGGGAAAUUCUCAUAGUGCAAUUGAUGAAUCAGACCAUUACUUAGUUAAAAAUGUAAACCUUAGCUUCCUCGGUGUAUCUAUAUUACUAUAUGGCCUACUACUACUCGUAGUGUGGUAGAUAGUCCAAAUGCAAUUGCAUUGUUUGUGCUUACAUACAACUAUCUGCUCAUUCUCUACCACCUACACUACUAUAGCUGGUGGUACGUGCCAGAGAAAUCGUUUAUGCCAUAGCGUGGGAUACCUGUCUCCUGUUAUUUGAAAGCACCUGUUGAUUUUUUCGUUAGAGUAUUCAUGAUUUGAGUUUUAUGUAAAGGUCUCUGGCAUCCUUCAGCACAACUGGCCGCCUGCCUAGAAAAAGAAUUAAAAUUAGCUGCAUUUGCCUGUACCUAGAGGAAUAGAGGGCAGAAUAGUUGCAGACUUGCUUUCUACUAAUCAGUUGUAUUUACACUUUAGGUAGCUCAUCUAUAAGUACCCUGAUAACAACAGAUUGAUAUUACGUUGAUAUUAAUACACUGAAUCUUUUGGAAAGAACACUGACAGAAUAGAAUUUUGCGAACAGGGAGUUUGAGGUUAUCAUUGAUUAGGUACCCUGGAGAGCUGCAAGCUGCUUGUCUUGUUUCGAAUCAUGUUCCUGCUGUUUUAUCUUUAUCCCCGCUGAGAGUGCAUUAUGUGGGUAGUGUAAUCAUCAUGCUCUCUGAGGACAUGUAUAGAGUUGCAACUCUAUUUCUUGAAAAUUAACCUUGUAAAUUCCUGUUUCCUUAGAACUGUUCCUGUAAAUUGACCCUGUAAAUUCCUAUUUUCUUA
Molecule: messenger RNA, 6754 nt
Organism: Triticum aestivum (bread wheat)
Lineage: Eukaryota; Viridiplantae; Streptophyta; Magnoliopsida; Poales; Poaceae
Product: subtilisin-like protease
Exons: 4
Coding region: 1211-3562 (783 amino acids)
Biological process (GO): proteolysis
Molecular function (GO): serine-type endopeptidase activity
Source: RefSeq, a predicted model, not a curated record